Molecule: messenger RNA, 1816 nt
Organism: Saccostrea cuccullata (small rock oyster)
Lineage: Eukaryota; Metazoa; Mollusca; Bivalvia; Ostreida; Ostreidae
Product: cytochrome P450 2C15-like
Exons: 8
Coding region: 189-1691 (500 amino acids)
Biological process (GO): xenobiotic metabolic process
Cellular component (GO): cytoplasm; intracellular membrane-bounded organelle
Molecular function (GO): iron ion binding; oxidoreductase activity, acting on paired donors, with incorporation or reduction of molecular oxygen, reduced flavin or flavoprotein as one donor, and incorporation of one atom of oxygen; steroid hydroxylase activity
Source: RefSeq, a predicted model, not a curated record
UUCAACCUUGUCGUGUAAGAUUUGGCAUGAUAUAAGGACAUCGGUGAGGCCCAGUUUUUCACCUCGAUAUAAAAUGGUGUCACUGUAAGCGAUAUGGCAGACGACAUUUCUAUACCUGGCGAUUUAAUUUUUCUGCUCUCAAAAGAAAACAACUCCUCGCAGUGAACUCCACGUGGAUUUUGUGAAAAAUGUUUUCUUCUUUAUUUACCCAAGUAGAUAUGACUACUUUCUUGAUUUUUGUGACCGUGUUUCUGGUUUCUCUCUAUAUUAUGUCAAAACCGAGAUCAAGCAUCCCUGGACCUUUUGCAUUACCUUUAGUUGGGAAUCUCCCCCAGUUUGUUGGAAUGGGACCACGAAAACAUAUAGAAUUGUUGAAACUAAGUAGGAAGUACGGAGGCGUUUUUCGUCUUUACAUUGGACCAUUUUUGAUAGUUUUUAUCAGUGGAUAUGAGAAUAUUCACGAGGCCUUUGUUAGAUAUGGAGCAAGCUUCAGUCACCGUCCAAACUGGCUACCAGCGAUCAAAAGGAGGGCAGAAAAGUAUGGAUACGGAAUAGCCUGGGGUAAUGGAGAUCAUUGGAAGAAAGUUCGCCGAUUCGCUUUGCAGACAAUGAGAGAUUUUGGCGUAGGUAAAAAAUCGCUGGAAGAAAUCAUACUAGACGAAGCAAGGUUGCUAGGCGACGAAUUCGCAUCCAGAGAAGGCCAACCAAUCAGCGAUGUAAAAAAGAUGAUGACGACAUCAAUAAGCAAUGUCAUACAUUACAUCACUUUUGGUUUUCGAUAUCCACAUGAUGACAAAACCUUUUUGAAUGUGAUUAAGUUAUUUGAUGACGUAUUUCAAGGUCCGGGACCUCUGCUAGCUUCUCUUCCAGAAUGGUGUCAGCUUGGAAAACUGAAAUCGAAUAUUCAAAGAACUAGAAAAAGUCUUGAACUCGUAGAAAACUACAUAGCAGGUCAGAUAGCUGAACACGAAAAGACGUAUGAUGAAAAUAACAUCAGGGAUUUCGUUGAUCUAUACAUACAGACUGAGCGGGCUGAAGGGGAAAUAAAGGAAAAAGGGACGUUUCAUCAUUUGUUCCGAGUGAUUUUGGAUUUGUUUGGUGCUGGUACAGAGACAACUGGAACCUCUCUAGACUGGUCGUUACUUUAUAUGAUAGGUUAUCCUGAAAUUCAACAAAAAUGUUUUAACGAAAUUGAACAGGUUGUUGGCUUAGGACGAGAGGUCCGUUUAUCCGACAGAAGUUCAAUGCCUUACAUAGAGAGUACACUUCUAGAGGUUCAAAGAAUAUCAAAUAUUGCAAGCAUGUCAUUACCACAUAUGGCCACGCAAGACAUACAAAUAGCUGGUCAUAUAAUACCACAGAACGCCAUUGUAUUAGGAUUCUUAACAUCAUCACAUUUUGACCCAAAACACUUUCCUGAACCACGUCAGUUCCGCCCAGAAAGAUUUAUUGAUGAGGUCACGGGUAAGGUUAAAUAUCAAGACCAACUCAUCCCAUUUUCAAUAGGACCUCGAGCCUGUCCAGGAGAAUCUCUUGCAAAAACAGAAAUGUUUCUUGUUUUUUGUAAUCUCAUACAAAAGUUUCGUUUUUCCAAAGUUUCUGACGAUGACGUAUUAAAUUAUGAGGGAACAACGGGUGUCACAACAUGUGCAGGCCCAUACAGACUAAAAGUGGGAAUAAGGCAUCAAUAAUUAGAAUUUGAAGACUUACUUGUGCAAUGUGUUCGCGAUCAAUGUUGUUUUUAUUAAACUAUUUUUUUUCAUCUUUUUAUAUAACAAACAAAGCAGAUGUACUACGGGUCAUUUACAUUUAUAAC